AUUUAGAAGAGCAGAAACGUUUUCAUGCUCAUCUGGAGGCUCUUGACAAGCAGAUGCAGAGCAUGCGGCCUAAACUGGAGGAUGGCCUGACUGACACCGAUUCUGUUGAGCAGGUUCUUUUGGAGCUCAGUGCUCUGUUCCCAUCACUGGUUGACAUCAGGGAGAUGAGUGGCUCUAUGAACCUUAAAAACCAAGAGACAGAGAGGCUACACAUGCUCAGCAGGGAAUGGACUGAAAGCAUGAUUCGCAUAUCUGACAUGAACGGAGAGCUGCGAGCUGAGCAUCAGCUCUCCCAAAACUUUCAGGAGAAGAGUACGAACCUGAUGUCUAUACAGGAGAAGUUGGAGCAAGAGUUAGUGUCCAGAAAGCCUCAAAGUCACUCCAACCUCCAGGAGAUGCUGACUGUCCAUCAGAGACUUCAGGCUGAAAUAGUUACUGGACACCAGCUUCUGCAGGGUCUUAUCUGUGAUGCAGUCAUGGCCACGGAAAAUGAAACGAAAGAGAAAAGAUCUGAAGUCAUGGCACAAGUGGCCUCUCUGAAGACGGGCUGGAUUAACUCUGUAGCUGUGGUUGGUCAGUGCAGAUCUUUGGUAAAAGAGCAGCUGCACCAGUGGAGGACCUACCGUCAUGGUCUGAAAGUUCUGUGGAAGCUCCUGAAGAAUGUCGACAUUCUGGUUCCUCCGCCUGGUCCUGCUCCAUGUGCACUGCAGCAGCUACAGAGCUGUGCGGAUCUUUGCCAGUGCGUUGAAGAGGCUUUGGGUCUGCACUCCACUGUGUACGCCCAGACACUGGCAGCUGGCAGAUACCUGUGUGAAACCGUGGCAGAGGGUGAGUGUCGGAGCCGACUGCAGGCGGAGCGUCAGGUCAUUGAUGAGGCCUGGGAACGAGCCACGUCACUGCUGAGGAGCAGAUCAGACCUGGUCAACACAACAGUUCAGAAGUGGUCUGAGUGUCAGGACGAAAUAAUCAAUAUCAUGUCUGGACUGGAUGAGCUGCAGACCCGGCUGAAGCAACAGCUGCCUGAAAGAUCGGAGGGUUCUGAGGACGAGACAUUUAUUCAGGAAAGUGAGCGCUCUCUGCAGCAUUUGGCCAGUGGAAUGAAGGAACUGGCCACUAUGAAGACAGACCUCUCCCAGUAUGUCACAGCCGGUGACUCGGCUCUGCUGGAGCAGCAGCUGGAGCAACUCCACAGUCAAUGGGAAGAGCUGUGUAUGAAGGUGUCCUUGCGCAGGCAAGAAAUCGCAGACAGUCUCAAUGCCUGGACCAUCUUCAAUGACAAAAACAGAGAGUUCUGCAACUGGCUGACUCAGAUGGAGAAUAAGGUGUGCCACAGUGGAGACCUGAGUAUCAAGGACAUGGUGGAGAAACUGAAGAAGGACUGCAUGGAGGAGAUCAACUUGUUCAGUGAGAAUAAAAGCCACCUGAAGCAGCUGGGUGAGCAGCUGCUGUUAGCCAGUGAUGAGGCCAAGCACACCCAGGUCCACAGCUCACUGCAGGAGGUCAGCCAGCGCUGGCACAACCUCUUCCACCAGAUCGAAGCCAGGGUGAAGAAGCUGAAGGAAACUCUGGUGACAGUGCAGCAGCUGGAUAAGAACAUGAGUAACCUCCGCUUGUGGCUUUACCGCAUCGAGGCUGAGCUGUCCAGACCCAUCACCUACAAUGUCUGUCACCUCCAGGAGAUCCAGAGGAGGCUGGCCGAGCAGCAGGAGCUGCAGAAGGACAUUGAGCAGCACACAGAGGGCGUGGCUUCAGUGCUCAGCCUGUGUGAUGUUCUGCUGCGGGAUGAAGAUGCCGCUGGCGACGCUGAGGCGGAGGGCGACUCCCUGCAGGAAACCAGCCGUAGCCUGGACCAGCGCUGGAGGACCAUCUGUGCCAUGGCUCUGGACAGGAGGCUCAGGAUCGAGGAGACCUGGAGACUCUGGUGCAAGUUCCUUGAUGACUACUCGCAGUUUGAGGAUUGGCUGAAAAUGGCUGAGCACACGGCUGCCAACCCCAACUCUGCAGACGUCCUUUACACCGUUGCCAAGGAGGAGCUCAAGACGUUUGAGGGUUUCCAGCGGCAGGUUCAUGAGCAUCUGACCCAGCUGGAGCUGCUCAACAACCAGUACCGCCGUCUGGCCCGAGAGAACCGCACUGAUCGAGCUAGCCAGCUCAAAGCCAUGGUCCACGAAGGCAACCGGCGCUGGGACACCCUGCGCCGCAGAGUGGCCGCCAUCCUCCGCAGACUCAAGCAUUUUACCAGCCAGAGGGAGGAAUUUGAACGCACCAGGGAGAGCAUGCUGGCGUGGCUGACCGAGCUCGACCUGCAGCUCACCAACGUCGAACACUUUUCGGAGAGCGACAUCCAUCACAAGAUACAGCAGCUCAAUAGUUUGCAGAAGGAGAUCACGCUGAACACUGAGUGCAUUGACGGGCUGAUAGUGUUUGGAGAGAGUCUGAUCCAGAAGAGCUCCCCACAGGAUGCAGCGCUGAUAGAGGACGAGCUGGAGGAGCUACACUCUUACUGCCAGGAAGUUUUCAGCAGACUGGUCCGCUUCCACCAGCGUCUCAGCCAGCCCCCGAUCAUCACAGUAGAACCAGAGCUCUCUGGUAUCACCUUUUGCUUGGAGUCAAGUUUGGAGCUGAUUGGUCGACCGUGGCUGGGGCGGAGCCAGGGAAGCCUCCCGGCCACACCCACCCAUCUGCUAGAAUCGCCACUGGAGCGUUCAGGGCGGGAGACACCGGUGAGUGUGGACUCGCUGCCUCUGGAGUGGGAUCACACCGGAGACGUAGGAGGGUCAUCAUCACAUGAGGAUGAAGAUGAGGAGGAGGAGGGAACUUACUUCAGUGCACUAUCAGCUCCAGGCAGGUCUAAGGUUGUACAUGAGUCUCCAAGAUGGCCGCCACCUGCAGACACAGAACCACAGCCUCUCCAGCAGGACGCACAGGGCCACACUGAGGCUCCACCUGCUCUCGCCAGCACGCCUCUACAGCAGGGCUACCUGCGCCUCAUGUCUCAGUGCAGCGGCAGCAUCGAGAACAUUAGAAGAGUGUCUCUGAUCCUGGAUGACAAGGAGCAGCCGGAGGAGCUCGGCCUGACAGGACUGAUGGCCUCGGACAAACAGUCAGGUGUGAUUGAACGCUGGGAGCUGCUCCAGGCUCAGCCCAGCAGCGACCAGCAGGCCGACCCUCGGGAGCCUCAGUGGCUCGCAUCCGACCUCGACAACAUCACCUCCUGGUUGGAAACCGUGAUCCUGGAGCUGGGCUGCCCUCAGCAGUCUGACCCAGCAGCUAGUGUUGAGGAUAUGGAAGCAAGAGCCAAAGAACUAAAGGAACUGCAGAAGACGUUUACUCACUACAAGUCUGUCAUGUUGUCCGUCAACCUGAGAGCUCAGAAAAGUCCAGAUCUCCAGGAAAGACUGGUGAGAAUGAACAGAGACUGGAGCAGAGCCUGUACUGGCCUCCAGCAGCGGGACACCAGUCUGAGGAAGACUCUGAUGCGCUGCCAGGAUUUUCAUGAAACCCUGCACUCCCUGCUGCUGUGGCUGGCCCAUGCAGAGAGCAGACGGUACACAGUGGACAUCAGUUGCCCAGACACACCUGUCAGAGCCCUGCAACAACACCACAAGACCCUCACUGAUCUGCAGGCGGAGCUCCGUGACCGGCGAGCUCAGCAGGCCUCCCUCCAGGCACUGUGGUCUCAGCUCCAGCCCCAAGACAAGGCGGAGGAGAACGAUGAGGCCCGGGAGAAGCUCCACGUGACGGGAAGUAAGCUGAAACUGCUGCUGAGAGAGGUGGAGCAGGACCUCAGCUCCCUGCAACAGCGUCUGGGCUGUGAAUCUGUAUCGGACGUCCAAGGCCAAAGUGCCUCUGCAGAGGUCACACAUUCAAAGAAGGGUUCCUCCACUCAAAGAGAGAUGAGAGAACCUUCUUCCCCUCCUCGGUCCUUCUUCUCCCGGGUUCUCCGCGCUGCCUUCCCCCUUCACCUCCUUCUGCUCCUGCUCCUGCUGCUCCCCUGUCUGAUUCUUCUAUCUGCAAGUGACUCCAGCUGCACUGUGACCAACAACUUCGCCAGGUCUUUCUACCCCAUGUUACACUACACCAAUGGCCCGCCGCCAACCUGAUAGUCAUAAUUAGCAUUUUUUUUUAAGAACACACUGAACAAUCUUCUGAAAUCCCCAAAUAUUGUAUUUUAAUAUCCUUUUUUUUU
Molecule: messenger RNA, 4189 nt
Organism: Monopterus albus (swamp eel)
Lineage: Eukaryota; Metazoa; Chordata; Actinopteri; Synbranchiformes; Synbranchidae
Product: nesprin-2-like
Exons: 25
Coding region: 54-4103 (1349 amino acids)
Cellular component (GO): membrane
Molecular function (GO): protein binding
Source: RefSeq, a predicted model, not a curated record